Synchiropus splendidus (mandarinfish) is the source of this 800-nucleotide messenger RNA. RefSeq names its product baculoviral IAP repeat containing 5a (gene birc5a). The transcript has 4 exons. The record is from RefSeq and is a predicted model, not a curated record. The coding region runs from base 120 to 539 and encodes 139 amino acids. Lineage: Eukaryota; Metazoa; Chordata; Actinopteri; Syngnathiformes; Callionymidae.
ACACGUGACCUCCGUAGACCAAUGGAAUCGCCUCGACGGAAGUGGGGAAAUUUGAAAACGUCGUGAAGCGCACUUCCAAGCGUUGGUUCCGUCGCAGUGGACUGUGAAGAGCUUGUGAAAUGGAAGCACAGAUGGCGAGGGAAUUUGAGUUGUUUAUUUACGAGAACAGACUGAAGACAUUUCAAGACUGGCCCUUCAACGAAGACUGUGUCUGCACACCGGAGAAGAUGGCAAAAUCUGGUUUCAUUCACAAGCCACUUGACAACAGCCCGGACGUGGCUAUGUGCUUCUUUUGCCUCAAGGAGUUGGAAGGCUGGGAACCUGAGGAUGAUCCACAAAAAGAACACAGGUCUCAUUCAUCUGGCUGUGGGUUCCUCAACCUGAAGAAGAAUGUGGAAGAUCUGACUGUAGAAGAGAUACUCAAGUUGCAAAAGGAGAGACUCAAGAACAUUGUUACAAAAUCCUGUAAAGAAGGAAUCAACAAAUUCAAGGACGCUGCCAAAGUGAAAAGACAAAAGAUUCUGAAGAAGUGCUCGUAAAAGGACUGUUGCGAACGCAGCUGUUUUAUUUUUGCUACACUGCACUUUUUAUCCUGUUUGUUUUAUUUUUUUUUAACUCUAUGUAUCUUUGUAUUAAGUAAAAGUUCAAGUAAACAGCGUUUUUCCCCUCUUCCCUUUGAUGAAAGUGGACACCAGUAUAGAUCAGACAUGACCUUUGUUCUGACCAAACAUUUUGUGGCACUGUGGAUGGCUAUUCAACGUCAACAUGUACAAAUGUGUUCCUGCUGGUAACUAUAAUAA